Molecule: messenger RNA, 6335 nt
Organism: Rhagoletis zephyria (snowberry fruit fly)
Lineage: Eukaryota; Metazoa; Arthropoda; Insecta; Diptera; Tephritidae
Biological process (GO): regulation of transcription by RNA polymerase II
Cellular component (GO): nucleus
Molecular function (GO): RNA polymerase II transcription regulatory region sequence-specific DNA binding; DNA-binding transcription factor activity, RNA polymerase II-specific; zinc ion binding
Source: RefSeq, a predicted model, not a curated record
CAGUAGCGUUGACAGGCUGGGAGUAUAAUUUUUCUUCUGCGGUGGUGUUUUCAAUUUUUCACGAAUUCAUUAAAUUAAUUGAUAAAAUGUCUUAAUAAAACGAAAUUUAACCUUAGGUGUUGUUAACGAAUGAUAUUUGUGAAACAAAUAUAUCCAGAAACGAGGAAAAGUGAGCCUGUUGGCUUUCCAAUUAGGCCACCACCAUAAUUAUCCUUUAUUUGGUGGACACCCGAGCGAUACUUUUUAACAACGGCUUGGCAAAACUUCGGUUUCUGUGAGGAUGUCGUUUGCAUUUAAGAUAGACAAAGCUUUAAAGGCGAACUUAUAUAAAAUAUGUCGACUCUGCGGAAUCGACAGAGAGGAAAAAGUUGAAAUACUCGAUGCUGGGCCAACCGACCAACAACAGCCGGUGGAUUGUGAUGGCGAAUUAAAGCUUCACCAAAAAAUUAUACAAUGCAUUGGCAUCACAAUAAGCAAAGAUGACAAAAUGCCUCAAAGCGCUUGUGUACUGUGUGUGGAUAAAAUCAAUGAUUUUUAUGAGUUUCGUGAAAUGUGUUAUGCCACAGAUGUACAGACUAGAAAGUUACUGGGUUUAAAACGCGAAACUCAGAAAAAGAAUGUUGUUGCGGACAUUAAGCCCAUUAUUGAUAUAAAGGAGGAAACAGUUGUGAAACGUGGGCGAAAACGCAAGUCAGAUGAAGUAGUAGCUAAGGAAGAAGCGCCGGAAGUUAAGCGAGAAACAAACCCAGUUCCGAUCAGCAGCAAAAAACAACGUUUGAAUGAGGCACCGACGGAUGCUAAAAAGAAAGGAAAACUAGGAAAGAAUUUUGAUAAAACCGUGAAACAGAUUGAUAAAACAGUAAAACAGAUUGAAAAAACCGUAAAGCCUAAAGAGGAAAUAAAAGAAGAGCCUGCGGAGAACGUGAAACCAACUACAGCACCUAGUAGUGUAACGAAAUUCCGACAAGUGUGCAACAUAUGCAAUCAGCGCUUUGGUAGCAAAGUAAAAUUGGAACAACAUGUGUCCGCGACACAUGUGCCAAACAUUCCACGAUACGUUUGCACAGCCUGUAAUGAAACCAUAAAGAAAACCAAUGAUAUCAAAAGUCAUCAGUUAUGGCAUAAAUUAUCUAAAACACCUUAUAUGUGCGGUCAUUGUGGUCAGUCAUUAAUUAGCUCCUAUGCAUAUUCCAGACAUCUUCGGGAUCACACCGUGGAAAUACCGCCAAAUCUAUGGGUACUUGAUCGCGAAUGCCCACAGUGUCACCACACAUUCUUAACAAACUUUCUCUACAAUACACACUCUUGCGCAGUUAAGACCAAAAAGUGUGCUGGUUGCAAUCGUCAGCUGCGUAACGAAGUAGAAUAUCAGCGUCACGCAGCGCACUGUAAUAAAGUUUACUUAAAUUACUCUAAACAUAUACCAGCUGCCGCCGCCGCUGCGGAAUCCACUAUUCGUAUUAAAAACGAAAAUGAUGUGGAAGCAGCUGCUGCUGAAGCACUCGCAAGAAAUGCUGGAAUAUCGCUAGACAUGGCACCAGUAGUGUCGCUAACGCGCAUCUCGACACCGGAAAUAAUUGCUGCGAGCCAGGGCAAUAGUGUAGCAGAAUAUAAUAAUGAAGGUGCUGCAGCACUAACAGAUGAUCCGAAAACACCUGCAAAGAAGGGUGGUAAGAAAGGGGUCUCUCGCAAAGAUCUUAAAAGGGUAGAUAACUUACUAAAAUCCACUUUGGAUGCACUGGUGAGCAUUAAACAUGAACCAGAGGUGCACGUAGAAACGGAUGCUGAGACGCCUGCUGCAACAGGUGAGGAAACUGCCAAUAAAGAAAAAGAAUCAGAAGAUACAGACCAUGACAACUUUCAUCAUGAUGAUUUCCAUCAUGGCGAUAAUAAUGAUGAUGAAGAUGACGAAGGAAAUAGGGGUCAGGAUGCAGCAAUUAGUACUCGUACUAACGAAAUAGCUAUCAAAGAAGAACCAGUAGAGGAGAAUAUUUCUUCAGCUGCUAUAAAUAUUAAACAGGAAGUGAUUGAUGUUGAAAUCGAGAACACGACACCUGCCGCAAAAAUGCCAGUAUUAAAAUUAAAAAUUAAAAAGGAACAUGGCACAUUGAAUUCAUCAAUAGUAGAGGAGCAAAAUAUUCGUGUCGAGAAGAAAAAGAAGAAGAAAAAACGAAAAGAUGCCGAGCGGAAAGGAGACAAGAUGUUGGAUGGAAAUGAACCAACACCAGAGAUUCCGACAGUGCAGGAAUCUGAAGCGACUUCGCAGAGUCUUUCCCAUCCAAACAUUUUGCGGCCCAUCAAACAAGAACGAUUGGAUGAAGCCGGCGAAGAAAUGGAAGGCAGCGGGGCAGAAGAAACGGUGCAGCCGGGCGCAACUGUUAUGACCACUAUACCUAUACCACAGUUCCAAAUAUCAGCUAUUUCAAGUGGUGUAGAAUUUGGAGAUAAUACUACGACAGCAGUCGAAGGUGAAGCAGAUGUAGAGACCAGUGAUACAGCGGCAGUCACCACACCAGAUAUUACCACUGAUGAGGGAGAGAUGGAAGAUAUCAAACCGAACAGAGCUGAGUUAGACCGCUUGUUCAAAAUAACAAGCGUUAGCUCUGGUGUGCAGAUGGAACGAGAGAUUGAGUGCACUUACGAAACUGCAAGCGCCGUAACGUCUACAACUACAAGCGUGGUACCAGGACAGGCAGCCGAAAAUUCAAUUACCAGUGUCGGUGAAAUGGUGCAAAGAAAGGCUCCUAGAAGCGCACCUAAAGCAGUCAAGCAUAAGGCGCCAGAACAAAAACCGCGGCCAUCGACGCAAGCACGGGCAGCAAAGGCAUUCAAAUCAACUUCAGGAGUUAGCAAGAACAAUGUAAACACAAUUGUUACCUCCAAUGAAAGUAAUAUUGUAGACUAUGCUCAAAUUAAAAUAAAACCUGAACCAGUUGAUCGUGGUUAUGAGGAUGUGUUCAACGCUUACGAAGCAGCUACAAAUUCAUCCGAGCCACAAGUAGAGCCUCUAAAUGAAGGAUUGUCGAUGGGAGAAUUGACGGAGCAAGAGUAUUUGAAUAAUAUUGAUUUCUCAACUAUACAAAUCAAACAAGAAAAGGAUCUUGAUUUAUCGGACGUGGAAAUGACAAAUACACACAUCGUCACAAGCGCCAUACCAAACGGUAUGAAACGUAAACGUUCGAAUGGCGAAGAAUCUCAAUAUUCUGGAAAUGAGGAGGAUACUGAUAGUAUGGAUAAUGAAGAAACCGAAGAUGACGAUGAUGAUGAUGAGGAUGAUGAUGAUGAUGAUGAUUGGGUAGGCGUUAAGAAAGAAGAAGAAGAAAAACGUGAGUAUCGCGAACUUGAAAUGCCGCCACUGUUGUCAACAGAGGAGCCAGAAACUCCCGAGAUACCGCUGCCGGUGUCAGCAGAGCUGCAAGGAGAACUGGAGUUGCCGUCACUAAUGUCAACAGAGGAGCCAGAAACUUCCGUGAUGCCGCCGCCGUUGUCAGGGGAAGUGCAAGAGGCACCUGAGUUGCCUGCCCUGUUGUCAACAGAGCAGCAAGAAGGACCUCAGUUGCCGUCACUGGUGUCCACAGAAGAGCGGGGAACACCAGAAAUGCCACCCCUGUUGUUAACAGGGGAGCAACAGGCACCUGAGUUACCGCCACUGUUGUCAACAGAGGGUCAAGACGCACUUCAGUUGCCGUCAAUAUUAUCUACAAUCCCUGAAAGAGAAAACGUGUAUGGGGAAGAAUUACAGUGCGAAUUGAAUAGAGUUAGCUUUACAUGUCCUAAUGAAGAAAAUAUGACUGCCAUUUCAGCAAUAGAAAAUGCUGCUAGUACGCUACUAACAGACAAUUCUUCAAAAUCAACUGAAGCAGAAUUGCCGCCGCCGUUUAUGAUAACAGGCAUUUACAGCCAAGCAAAUUGUGGCGUGUCUAAUCAAUUUUCAUCAUUAAUUGACAGAGACUCCCCGUUGGUGGAGACUGGGUUCUCAAAUGCUGUAAUUGAGCUGCCUAUCGCAGCGCCUACAUUUAAAAUAUCCAGUGUCAUGGCUGGCUGCUCGGUAAAUUUCAAUGAUUUUUCAAAACAUGCAGAAGAAGAGGCAAUGAGUGAAUAUGGAGUGAUCGAAAAUUUGUCGGUUUCUGACGUGGAAACUAUGCAAGUUGACGAUGUGGAUGAAAACGGUGGAACUAAUUUAUUAGAUGGAGCAGCACAUAUGAGUAUGACUGAUGAAUCAAUGGAUUUCACAUCAACAGCUCAGACAUUGUGCUUGGAGAUAAAUCAAGAUAAAGAUUCGCUUCUUAACGCACAACCAUUCUCUAAUGAUGGUUCAGAACCAGUGAACGCACUAAAUACAAUGCAGAUAAUGUUUAACCCCAAUACGAACGUAGACAUGGAUAUCUCGAUUCAACCAAAUCCUGAAAACGUAGUCGAAGAGGCCCAAAACGUUCUCAAUCACGAAGUCGUCGAAGCGCAAGCCAUUCAACGACUAACACUAGAAGUCAUUGAGGCGACACAAAACGUCGAAGAGACUGAAAAUCUUAUGAAUGAGUGCGUAGCUGAAGCGCAAUUGCAGCAACAGCAAGCUCAAUACACCGAAACUCCACCAGGAAGUAGUAUGCGACUCAAUGAUCCCGAAUGUGAGAAAAGUUGCAGUAGCAGUAACGAAAGCAUCGGUGGUGCUGGUAGCAGCAGCGGUAGCGGCAUCGGCAGUGCUAGCGGCAGCAUCGGUGCAUUGAGCCAAAGUACAUUGAUUAAUCGCCCAUUUAUGCUCGACGAUAGUAACAUAAAUGAAAUCGCCGAAAAUAACAACAAUGCAAACAUCGAACGAGAACAACAAGACGAUGUUUCUUCUACGAAUAUCGCGAACACGUUCGAAGCGAACGUUGUUACUGCAAAUCCCGUCGCUGAGCAAAGCAAUGCGGCGGUAGUUGAGAUAAAAACGGAAGACAUAACAUGAAAACUAAAUUGAGCAAUGAAGAAGGUUUUAAAUAGUGAGAGUUCAAUUAGUUUAAGGUAAUUAUUUGCAAAACAUACAAUUACUUGGUUUUAAUAUUUUCAUAUCGUUUGGUUUCUCGUUAACUAUUUCAAUGCAUAAGUGGCGCAAUAAGAUCUAUGUAUGUAUUUAAGCUUCUAUAUUUCAAUUGUUUACUUUUGUAUAUGUUUAAACAUGUGUUAGCUUAAGUUUGUUUCAUUUAAAAUUUACAUACAUACUUAAUAGGAACGAGAAACGCUACAAAGCGUUUCCUUUAACUGAGUGUAUUUAAAAUUUGAUUCAUUCUCGCCUCCGAAUUUGUGUAUUUCUUGCAAAUCCAAUUGUGACCUAAGCAUAGGGUCACACAGAUUCGCUUGCAAUACAUAUGUACAUGUGUAGAUAUGCAUAAAUGUGCUUGAAUUUGUAGACAUACAAAUACAGACACAUAUGAAGAGGCAGGAAUCAAAAGGAUCUAAGUAGGUCUGGCAUUAUUUUGAGAUAAUUAAGGUUAAAGUUGAUUACUUAUUGUAAAUUCUGGGUAAAUGCAUUUGAAAUGAUUCUUGCCUAAAUGAAUGCAGGUUAAUUAACUAAUUCUCUUUGGCAACGAAUAAACACUCUAUUUAACUUAACAAAUAUGGGUAUAACUUAUAUUAUCAAAAAAUGUCACUUAGGCCCUUAUGAUUCUAACCCCUUCAUAUGUGUAUGCAUAUGAAUUUAUUUAUGUACCCCUAUAUACAUCUCGCUUCACUUAAACCGACACAUUUUUUCAUUAGGAUUCAGGGAAAUGUUGAAACUGUUUGUGAUACACUUUUUUGUGCUGAUUACGAAUCCGUAAGUAUAAAGAUUCCACCAGCUCCAGAUUUUGAGAAAAACGUGUAAGAUACUGUAGAAAAAUCGCGUUUUUGCAAUAUUUGGGAAGCUCUAGCACAAAAAGAAAAGGUGAUAGAAUCUUCCACUUAGGCUUAAAUUAAAGCUAGAACUCUCGAAUACAAUCCUUAAAAAUAUCAUCACUGCACAUAGAUCCUAAGGCCAUUUAUAGUCAUUUAACAAACAAAUCCUGGACAAUUUUGCUAUUGAAAACCAAAAAUUGUGUCAAAAUCCGGUAUUGCUGUUAAAUAAAUGGCUAUAAGUGACCUUAGGGUCAAUAUGCAAGGAUAGUAUUUUUUGGAAUCGUAGUCGAAAGUUCAAGCUUUAAUUUAAGCCUAAAUAAUCAUUUAUUUAAAUGCGGCAGGGACUAAACUAUAAAUAAAUGCCUAUAAGUGACUAUCAAGUCAAGGUGCACGGAUGGUAUCUUCAGAGAUAGUAUCGAGAGUUCUAGCUUUAAUUUAGGCCUUAGUGGAAGGCUCUAUCACACUUUGUUUCUUUGCUAGAGCUU